Misgurnus anguillicaudatus (oriental weatherfish) is the source of this 1725-nucleotide messenger RNA. The record is from RefSeq and is a predicted model, not a curated record. NCBI's taxonomy places the organism in Eukaryota, Metazoa, Chordata, Actinopteri, Cypriniformes, Cobitidae.
AUGAGGAGGAUGAUGAUCAUGUUGAAGAUGUUGACUCAUACGAGGAUGAUGAUGUUUAAGUUGUUGAUGAAGAUGAGGAUGAUCAUGUUAAAGAUGUUGACUCAUAUGAGGAUGUUUAAGUUGUUGAUGAAGAUGAGGAGGAUGAUGAUAUUGAAGAUGUUGACUCAUACGAGGAUGAUGAUGUUUAAGUUGUUGAUGAAGAUGAGGAGGAUGAUCAUGUUGAAGAUGUUGACUCAUACUAGGAUGAUGAUGAAGAUGAGGAUGAUCAUAUGUAAACUAAUCGAGGAUGAUGAUUUUAAAGUUGUUGAUGAAGAUGAGGAGGAUCAUGUUAAAGUUGUUGAUAAAGAUGAGGAGGAUGAUGAUCAUGUUGAAGAUGUUGACUCAUACGAGGAUGAUGAUGUAAAAGUUGUUGAUGAAGAUGAGGAUGAUCAUGUUGAAGAUGUUGACUCAUACGAGGAUGAUGAUGUAAAAGUUGUUGAUGAAGAUGAGGAGGAUCAUGUUGAAGAUGUUGACUCAUACGAGGAUGAUGAUGUUAAAGUUGUUGAUGAAGAUGAGGAGGAUGAUGAUCAUGUUGAAGAUGUCAACUCAUACGAGGAUGAUGAUGUUAAAUUUGUUGAUGAAGAUGAGGAUGAUCAUGUUGAAGAUGUUGACUCAUACGAGGAUGAUGAUGAGGAUGAUGAUCAUGUUGAAGAUGUUGACUCAUACGAGGAUGAUGAUGUUAAAUUUGUUGAUGAAGAUGAGGAUGAUCAUGUUGAAGAUGUUGACUCAUAUGAGGAUGAUGAUGUUAAAGUUGUUGAUGAAGAUGAGGAGGAUGAUGAUCAUGUUGAAGAUGUUGACUCAUACGAGGAUGAGGAUGUUAAAUUUGUUGAUGAAGAUGAGGAUGAUCAUGUUGAAGAUGUUGACUCAUACGAGAAUGAUGAUGAUGAUGAUCAUGUUGAAGAUGUUGACUCAUACGAGGAUGAUGAUGUAAAAGUUGUUGAUGAAGAUGAGGAGGAUCAUGUUAAAGUUGUUGAUAAAGAUGAGGAGGAUGAUGAUCAUGUUGAAGAUGUUGACUCAUACGAGGAUGAUGAUGAUGAUGAUGUAAAAGAUGUUGAUGAAGAUGAGGAUGAUCAUGUUGAAGAUGUUGACUCAUAUGAGGAUGAUGAUGUUAAAGUUGAUGAUGAAGAUGAGGAGGAUGAUGAUCAUGUUGAAGAUGUCAACUCAUACGAGGAUGAUGAUGUUAAAUUUGUUGAUGAAGAUGAGGAUGAUCAUGUUGAAGAUGUUGACUCAUACGAGGAUGAUGAUGAGGAUGAUGAUCAUGUUGAAGAUGUUGACUCAUACGAGGAUGAUGAUGUUAAAUUUGUUGAUGAAGAUGAGGAUGAUCAUGUUGAAGAUGUUGACUCAUAUGAGGAUGAUGAUGUUAAAGUUGUUGAUGAAGAUGAGGAGGAUGAUGAUCAUGUUGAAGAUGUUGACUCAUACGAGGAUGAGGAUGUUAAAUUUGUUGAUGAAGAUGAGGAUGAUCAUGUUGAAGAUGUUGACUCAUACGAGGAUGAUGAUGAUGAUGAUCAUGUUAAAGAUGUUGACUCAUACGAGGAUGAUGAUGUUAAAGUUGAUGAUGAAGAUGAGGAGGAUGAUGAUCAUGUUGAAGAUGUCAACUCAUACGAGGAUGAUGAUGUUACAUUUGUUGAUGAAGAUGAGGAUGAUCAUGUUGAAGAUGUUGACUCAUACGAGGAUGAUGAUGUUUAA